AUGCUUCGUCUGUCUUCAACAUUCGUGAAGACUAUGUGUCUUUGUUUCGCUGUUAGUGUUGCCGCUAACUCGUUCAACUCUCUAGCUCCUCCACCCUCCAACAGGAUCGAGUCCAGGUCCAAGGGCCCAGAAACCCAGAAGGGUUACUCUGCCGGUAAACACGACGGCAAAACCUCUGGCAAAAGGGCGCACGAUCAAGGCGAGGUAGACGCACACGACCAAAGAGAUACCACCGACGAAGAGAGCGCCGUCACCCGUCCCCUAAAGUCGAAACCCACCUCGAAACCUACCUCGAAACCUGCCUCGAAACCUACCAAGCGCAAAUAA
Parascedosporium putredinis is the source of this 327-nucleotide messenger RNA. The record is from the annotation of a GenBank genome assembly. Lineage: Eukaryota; Fungi; Ascomycota; Sordariomycetes; Microascales; Microascaceae.